This is a messenger RNA of Esox lucius (northern pike), 1821 nucleotides long. RefSeq names its product matrilin-3. The record is from RefSeq and is a predicted model, not a curated record. The transcript is spliced from 5 exons. NCBI's taxonomy places the organism in Eukaryota, Metazoa, Chordata, Actinopteri, Esociformes, Esocidae. Bases 110 to 1498 code for a protein of 462 amino acids.
UCACGUGGUUAGGCCGGUGAGGCUUAAAUAAGUCUCCUAGAAAUAAAAUGAUUAUAUUCGAGGGUUAGUAUUCUGAAUCCCUUCUUAAUACGGACCUAACGUAAAAAGGAUGACUUCGUUAAUUGGGUGCUUUGUCUGCUACAUUUCCUUCCUCGCUCUGGAGGUCCAAGGAACAUAUCAACUUUAUGGAGGAUACGGUCCUCGGCAGCAGCACGCAGACAGCCCUGUCGUGCCACCACAAACCUUUCAGCGGAGAUACCAACAGCAACUACCAUUUCGGAGUGUUCAACAACCAGCUCUGUUGUUUCAGAAUCAGAAUCAAAGAGUUCACGGCAAUAAUUACAGGUUUUAUGGCUAUCACUACUAUCACCAACCACCCAGAAAAUGGCCACCAGUCAGGUACCUUCGGCCCACACCACCCCAUCCACCCGAACAGCUGGUCAGUACCCCAAGCGGCAUUCCCACUCCCAUCAUCAGUGCUGUCACAGAAACCCACUGCAGAAGCCGCCCCCUAGAUCUGGUGUUCAUCAUUGACAGCUCCCGUAGUGUACGCCCUGCAGAAUUCGAGAAGGUAAAAGUCUUCCUGUCCGACAUGGUGGACACCCUGGACAUUGGCGAGGACGCCACCCGUGUGGCAGUCGUAAACUACGCUAGCACGGUGAAGAUCGAGUUCCUACUCAAGACGUACUUUGACAAGCCCAGCAUGAAAGCAGCACUGGCCCGCAUCGAAUCCUUAGCGGCUGGCACCAUGACAGGCCUGGCCAUCAAGACAACCGUGCAGGAGGUCUUCAGAGAGGAGUCGGGUGCCCGGCUAACUAACAAGAACAUUGCCAAAGUGGCCAUCAUCGUGACGGAUGGGCGGCCCCAGGACAAGGUGGAGGAAGUAUCGGCGGCGGCGCGGACGACAGGCAUCGAGAUGUACGCCGUGGGAGUGGACAGGGCGGACAUGAUGUCCCUGCGUCUCAUGGCCAGCCAGCCGUUGGACGAACACGUGUUCUACGUGGAGACUUACGGUGUCAUCAAGAAGCUCACAUCCAAGUUCAGGGAAACCCUGUGUGGCAUGGAUGCCUGUGCCUUGGGACACGACUGCGACCACGUGUGUGUCACUGACCACAACUCCUACACCUGCGAAUGUCGAGAAGGCUAUACGCUGAACGCGGACAAGAAAACAUGCUCACCAGGUUCUGUGCAAAUCCAAAACCUAAACCAAAACAGAAACCAAAACCAAAGUGGAUCAGGUUUGAACGGUUGGUGCACCUCUAUUCCAGAAUACACGGGCUUGAUAUCCAAAUGCUGCUGUUGUCAUGCGCAUGUCCAGUGCUUGAAGCGGAUUGGAAUAACUCAUUAUAAGUACUUUCGAAAUCUAGUUGCUGGAACUCUACAGUGUUUUUGCAGGAAUUUAUGCUCUAGAAAAAAAUUAUGGUGGCCCUAUGUAUUCCAUGCUGAAGUCAAGCACUGUGCUUGGCACAAUCCAAUGCAGUUACGCCGUCAUUGCUAGCUAACAUUGCUAUGACCCCCCCCUUCACCUAACAGCUUACACACAGUGAGGUUGUUGUGAUAUGUGGGCAUUGCUUCUUUAGCAUUCACACUGCAGGGCAGCCCAGGGGACAGGCCAGGACCUGCUCUUGGUCAGUAAUGGCCCCGAGAGUGUCGGACAACAUGGGCAACAAAUGUUUUGUGGAGUGUCUGGCGGACUUACUCCAAGUGGGCCUUGGUGCUGAACAGGUUCGUCUGAUCCGGUACUCCUGCCGGGUCCAGACAGAGUACCUCUUAAACCACUACCGAACUGCCAAGGCUUUGGCGAAGGUGGCAAGCGGUGUU